This is a messenger RNA of Sinocyclocheilus anshuiensis, 1221 nucleotides long. RefSeq names its product glycine-rich cell wall structural protein-like. NCBI's taxonomy places the organism in Eukaryota, Metazoa, Chordata, Actinopteri, Cypriniformes, Cyprinidae. The coding region runs from base 1 to 1221 and encodes 406 amino acids. The transcript is spliced from 11 exons. The record is from RefSeq and is a predicted model, not a curated record.
AUGGCCUGGAGUAAGGUACCUCUACUCUUGCAUGGAUUUCUCCUGCUGGUUCAGUGUAAACCCUCCCUUCAAGGAGGUACAGGAAUCUACAUACCAGCUGGUGCAGGGGGAGGAACUGGAGGUGGAUUAGGGGGUGGUCUUGGUACUGGAGCUGGAUUUGGUGCUGGAACCGGUCCAGGAGGUGGAUUUGGUGCUGGAAUCAGAAGUGUUGGGCCAGGAGUUGGUCAUGGAGGAGCUGGAACAGGAUUAGGUCCAGGUGCUGGUCCUGGUCCUGGUGGUCUUGGAAUCGGGCCAGGAACUGGCAUAAGACCUGGAACUGGUUAUGGAGGUGGUGGUCCUGGGGGGCAAGGUACUGGACUGGGUGCUGGAGGCCUUGGAGGAGUUGGGCCUGGUGCUGGAGGUCUUGGGGGAGUUGGACCUGGUGGUGGAGGGCUUGGGUCAUUCAUCAAGCCACAUAAAACAGGAGGAUAUGGAGGUCUACCAGGAAUUGGACCAGGUGGUACAGGUGUGGGUCCUGGAUCACUUGCACCUGGAGUAGUUGGUCCUUCUGGCAUUGGUCCAGGAGGCAUUGGACCGGGCGGAAUAGGACUUGGUGGCAUUGGACCAGGAAGUGUCGGACCUGGAGGGAUUGGUGCUGGUGCUGGAACUGGAGGCCUUGGAGCAGGUGCUGGUGGCAAACCUCCUAAACCAGGUUAUGGGGGUAUUCCAGGCACUCUUGGAACCGGAGGUCUUGGUGGUAGUGGUGGUCUUGGUGGCCUUGGACUCAGGCCAGGGGGUUCUGGCCUUGGAGGUUUAGUACCUGGUGGCUUUGGUGUUGGUCCUGGAGCUAGUGGCAUUGGCACAUGGGUACCUAGACAAGGUGUGGGCACUGGUGUGGGAGGGUUUGGCCCUGGUGGAGUUGGUCCAGUAGGUGCUGGAAGAGGUGUGGGAGGAAAACCACCAAAAACAAGUUAUGGAGGUCUUGGUGGUUAUGGCUCAGGAGGUGUCAGCACUGGAGGUAUAGGACCUGGUGGCAUUGUUCCUGGUGGAGUUGGACCAGGUAGCGUCAGGCCAGGUGGCAUUGUCCCUGGUGGCACUGGACCUGGUGGCAUUGUCCCUGGUGGAAUUGGACCAGGUGGCAUCGGACCAGGUGGCAUUCUCCCAGGUAGCACUGGACAAGGUGGCAUUGUCCCUGGUGGUGCUGGACCAGGUGUCUUGAGUCUUGGUAAGACAUCUUUUUAA